AUGAUGGCACAAGACGUGGCAGAUCCAAUAGCAUGUCGACUGUUUCCAACAACCAUGAAGGAGACAACACUUAGAUGGUACUCAGCGUUACCAUCUAAUUCGGUACAAAGUUGGGAGGACUUGACCAACCAAUUCCUCGUACGAUUUGCAACCAGCAAGGCCCAAUACAAAUCUACACACGCGCUAAAAACUGUACGUCAAGGAUCAAAUGAAACUUUGCACGAUUAUCUGAACAGAUUCUUUGAUGAAGCACUCUUGGUCAGAGACCUGGAUCCACAAGCCUCACUACAUAUCAUCACAGAAGGAUUACUUGAUGACCCUUUCUCUAUGGCCGACACAGAUAACUUUGAAAAAGAUGUCCAGAAGAAUUUUCAACGAAAAUUCUGUGAAAAGAUAAAAUGGGGAAGAUACGACAAUUACACCCCUUCAAAUACGUCCCAAAGACGGAUUUUGAAAGAAGUAUUCCAAACAGGGUAUGUACGGGUUAACAAGCCUCCCCCAAUGCCAAAAAGAGUUCAGCGCGAUGAGACCAAGUUUUGUGAGUUUCACAACGACAAAGGACAUAUAACUGAAAAAUGUUUCGCGCUCAAAAAUACUAUUGAGGCACUCAUAAGAGAGGGAAAACUCCAGGAAUUCGUCUCCAGCUACAGGGAAUACAAGACGCAAAGAAGAUGCGAUAGAAGCCCAGAUCGCGACCCGAACCCUAAUGAACAAAGGGCACAUCCUAGGAGAAACUAUAACCCAGCUCGUAACAAAGAUCGAAGAAAUGACAGAGAGGCUUCAACUGACAGACGUCAAGGGACUCCACCGCGAAACAGAUAG
This is a messenger RNA of Gastrolobium bilobum, 822 nucleotides long. RefSeq lists its product as uncharacterized. The coding region runs from base 1 to 822 and encodes 273 amino acids. The transcript is spliced from 2 exons. NCBI's taxonomy places the organism in Eukaryota, Viridiplantae, Streptophyta, Magnoliopsida, Fabales, Fabaceae. The record is from RefSeq and is a predicted model, not a curated record.